This is a messenger RNA of Sorghum bicolor (sorghum), 1303 nucleotides long. RefSeq names its product probable mediator of RNA polymerase II transcription subunit 36b. Gene Ontology annotation, cellular component: box C/D methylation guide snoRNP complex; small-subunit processome; nucleolus. Gene Ontology annotation, molecular function: histone H2AQ104 methyltransferase activity; RNA binding; rRNA methyltransferase activity. NCBI's taxonomy places the organism in Eukaryota, Viridiplantae, Streptophyta, Magnoliopsida, Poales, Poaceae. The record is from RefSeq and is a predicted model, not a curated record. Gene Ontology annotation, biological process: rRNA methylation; box C/D sno(s)RNA 3'-end processing.
CCUAAUGUUUCGCUUCCCGUAGGGUCCGGCGGGAGGAGAGGAUCAGGCAGAGGCCGCGGCCGGAGGGCAUGGGGGAGAGGCGAUGGCGGAGACAGCGGCGGACGGAGGUUUGAGUGUUUGACGGCCCGCGGAGAGCAGGGGGCAAUGGCGUCAUGUGUAGGCCGCCUCGUGGCAGGGCGCCAGCCGGCAGCCGUAGGGGCGGCGGCGGCAUGAGGGGCGGGAGCAAUGUGGUGGUGGAUCCGCACAAGCACAAGGGCGUCUUCGUCGCUAGGGCCAAGGAGGACGCGCUCUGCACCAGGAACAUGAACCCCGGCGAGUCCGUCUACGGCGAGAAGCGCGUCUCCGUCCAGAAAGAGGAUGGGACAAAGGUAGAGUACAGGGUGUGGAACCCCUUCCGAUCCAAGCUGGCUGCUGCUGUGCUUGGCGGUGUUGACAACAUCUGGAUUGCUCCUGGCCAGCGUGUGCUUUACCUUGGUGCUGCCUCAGGAACAACUGUGUCUCAUGUGUCUGAUAUUGUUGGACCGGAAGGGUUGGUCUAUGCUGUUGAGUUCUCUCACAGGAGUGGAAGGGACCUUGUCAAUAUGGCCAAGAAGAGGACAAAUGUCAUUCCCAUUAUUGAGGAUGCCAGGCACCCGGCAAGGUACCGGAUGUUGGUUGGCAUGGUUGAUGUCAUCUUUUCUGAUGUUGCUCAGCCAGACCAGGCUAGGAUCUUAGCCCUCAACGCCUCUUUCCUGAAGAGUGGCGGCCACUUUGUGAUCUCGAUCAAGGCUAACUGCAUCGACUGCACAAUGGCUGCGGAGGCUGUGUUUGCCAGCGAAGUGGAGAAGCUCAAGGCAGAGCAGUUCAAGCCGGCCGAGCAGGUGACCCUGGAGCCCUUCGAGCGCGACCACGCCUGCGUCAUCGGUGGCUACAGAAUGCCCAAGAAGCAGAAGCCGGCAGCGGCGGCGUCUUAAGCUCUGAUGAAAGAGUUCAUUGCCUAGAUAUUUAAAUAAAUGUCUAUACAAGUAUACUCAAAGUCAAGAGUUUUUGAUUGAGUAGGUCUCAAAUUAGAGAAAGUUUUGCUCAGGUCUAGGAAAGGUUUUAAAGUUGGGUUUUGAGUAGGUCUCAAUGCUUAAGGUUGAGUUUUCAGUAGGUCUCAACUCAAAGAUUAGUUUUGAGGAGCGAGGUCCCAAGUAGUAACUUGGUUGAGUGAGUCACGAUCUGAAGCGCCAGGUUUUGCCAUAUUUUACCGGAUCUGAAGUGAUGUGGUGGUGUUCAAUUGUUUUUGACCCUUGUGUAGCUGAAAUGUAUAUAUGUCGGCUGC